CCUGACCCCAAUCUGUCCCUCUGUGUUCCAGUGUCUUUCUGUCUUCACUUUCUUCCCAACCAAAAUCCGUAGACUUUCCCUUUUUUCUGUUGCUGAAAAUGUCCCCGCAAACCAGAAGAAUGACGUUCCCGAAGGUCGUCAUUGAGAGAGACUCGGACUCCGAGCAGAGCUCAUCCGAAGAAGACGAAGAACAACAAGAGGAAGAUGAAGUGUUGGAGAGCGAAAACGAAGCCAAAGUCGAGGAGGUUUUGGACGAGAAGAAGAAAGGGAAAUCACCCAUUACUAUUAGCCUCAAGAAAGUCUGCAAAGUGUGCAAGAAGCCGGGGCAUGAAGCUGGAUUCAAAGGGGCUACUUACAUUGAUUGCCCAAUGAAGCCCUGCUUUCUUUGUAAAAUGCCUGGCCACACUACAGUGGCAUGCCCACACCGAGUGGCUACUGAGCAUGGGGUUGUCCCAGCACCCCAUAAAAAUACCCGUAACGCGCUGGAGUAUAUGUUCGAACGCCAGAUUAGACCUCGCGUUGCUCCGAUCAAGACAGCAUAUGUGAUCCCAGAUCAAGUAAGUUGUGCGGUUAUUAGAUAUCACAGUAGACGGGUGACAAGCUUAGAGUUCCAUCCAACGAAGAAUAACAUCCUUUUAUCUGGAGAUAAGAAAGGACAACUUGGAGUUUGGGAUUUUGUCAAAGUACAUGAAAAGAUUGUUUAUGGAAAUGUACACUCUUGUAUACUCAACAACAUGAAGUUUAAACCUGCAAGUGAUGAUACAGUAUAUGGUGCAUCCUCAGAUGGAACCAUUAGUUGCACUGAUUUGGAGACUGGAAUUUCAUUAUCCUUGAUGAACCUCAACCCUGAUGGAUGGCAGGGGCCAAACAGCUGGAGAAUGCUUUAUGGAAUGGAUAUCAAUGCAGAAAAAGGUGUUGUGCUUGUUGCUGACAACUUUGGCUUUCUGUACAUGGUUGAUUCUCGCUCCAAUGACAAAACUGGGAAGCCAAUUUUGAUCCAUAAGAAAGGUAGCAAAGUAGUUGGACUCCACUGCAAUCCAUUGCGGCCUGACCUUCUACUGAGUUGUGGAAAUGAUCACUUUGCUCGUAUAUGGGACAUUCGUCGAAUUGAAGCUGGUUCUUCCAUAUACGACCUUGCACACAGCCGUGUUGUAAACUCUGCAUAUUUUUCUCCCAUUUCUGGCAGCAAAAUUCUUAGCACUUCACAGGAUAACCGUAUUCGUAUAUGGGACUCUAUAUUUGGCAAUAUGGAUACCCCAAGCCGAGAGAUUGUACACAGUCAUGAUUUCAAUCGUCAUCUGACUCCUUUCAAAGCUGAAUGGGAUCCAAAGGACUCGUCAGAGUCCCUUGCAGUUAUUGGUCGUUACAUAAGUGAAAACUAUAAUGGAGCUGCCCUCCAUCCCAUUGAUUUCAUAGACAUCAGCACAGGACAACUAGUUGCUGAGGUCAUGGAUCCAAACAUCACUACAAUCAGUCCAGUGAACAAGCUACAUCCGCGUGAUGAUGUUUUGGCAUCGGGCAGUUCAAGGUCACUUUUCAUUUGGCGGCCGAAGGAAAAGUGCGAGCCUGUUGAACCGAAGGAUGAACGGAAGAUUAUUGUCUGUUCUGGAGCUGAGAAGAAGAGGAACCGGAAGUUUGGGGAUGAAAACGAUGAUUCUGAUGAUGACAAGUUCCCCCCGAAGGGCAAGAAUUUAAAGUCCAAAAAAUCUGCCUCGAAAUCGAGUCAAUAUACUCUCAAGGUCAAACGCUGAUUACAAUUGUAGAGCUUGGACGACAUUCUCUGAUAUCCAAAAUGCAGGGUAGAAGUUUUUUGGUUUUGAGAUUUUCCAUCUGCCAAGCCUGUACAGGUAAGCCAAGCCCUUCGUCCCUUGUUUAUCAUUUUGGGUGAAAGCUUUUGACAUAGCAUUGUUAGUGUUUUAGCAUCCCACUACUUUUGUCAGCAUCUAGAAGAUGAGUUCUUUCGUUUGGGCAGGUCUAUGCGAUUCCCCUGCUAACAGCGAGGCGGACGCAUGUUUGUGUGCUCCGCUUCUCUGUGAGUUCGGGUUCGCAUAAGACCUUCCCCAUACAAGAAUGUUUCUUACAGCUGCUGCUCGCCUCCGGAAACUUUAAUUUUUUUGUGUAUGAUGCUCAACAUGACGUUGUGUAAUGUUCUUUUUGUCAUCUGUAUCAAGUAAUCUUCGUGAAAGAUAUUUGACAAGACGAUAUAUAUACUAAAUUACCCAAAUCUAGGAGGAAAGAGAUUUGAACUCGAGUACA
Messenger RNA from Pyrus x bretschneideri (Chinese white pear), 2256 nucleotides. Its product is annotated as protein DAMAGED DNA-BINDING 2. NCBI's taxonomy places the organism in Eukaryota, Viridiplantae, Streptophyta, Magnoliopsida, Rosales, Rosaceae. Gene Ontology annotation, cellular component: Cul4-RING E3 ubiquitin ligase complex; nucleus. The transcript has 11 exons. Bases 99 to 1751 code for a protein of 550 amino acids. Gene Ontology annotation, molecular function: damaged DNA binding; protein binding. Gene Ontology annotation, biological process: DNA repair; response to UV. The record is from RefSeq and is a predicted model, not a curated record.